AACAAGGUGAUAAAACUAAAAUGUAAUGUAUAUUAUUGUUAUAACAUUGUACACAUGACUAAUACCAAAAGAUGGAGCUGUUGGACCAUUGACCAUCUCCAGAGGUGCCAAGUGAAAAGUUCAAAAUUUUACAUUAUGCAAAUUUGACCUGAGACAGCAAAAACAACUCUCAAAGACAAUUGCCUCAACUCCCUUGUUAAAACACAUUUCCCCAUUAUAGCUCAAUCUCCAGAGCUUACCAUAUGUUGGUAUACGAGUUUAUAGUGACCACAACCUCUGCCUUAUUUUGCUGUCACUUUUGUUUGUGCAUUUUAUUUCCAAUUAAUUUUAGACCUACAACAACACUCUUUCACAGAUGGGUUGAAUUAGUGUGUACAACGGAUUGAGAGAGUGGCUCCAAUUAUUUUAGGAGCAGAAGAUACAGAGGAUAAGCUGCUGCCGCUGCUGUUGUGUUUAUGUGUGUAUGCGCCCUCAAGGAGCCCAAAGCAAGAGGGGGCCCUUCAGAGAGGUAUGGUUUUAGAGUAAUAAAUCAAAUGCAUCAACAUGGGGGGCCUGGGAAGCUCCAUACUCCAUGGUCAGGUCACCGGGUGGUUCACAGAGCUUAAAUCUCCCUAAUAGGAUUACCUGUCACAAGCUGCGAUGCCCAGGCGGCACUAUUCACAGCAAUUACUGGAGACACACUAUUCGCAGCUAUGUUUAUCUUUAUUGUUUGCUUUCAUGAGAUUUUUCAAAUCUAGUAGGUUUAAUUUCCCGCAAUCAGACCAUCUAUGGGGUGAUGUGUUAAGUAUUUAAAUGAGUGUAGUGUGAAUUGAGUCUAAUGGGACUGCUGGAUAAACUGACGAGCUGGCUUGGCCUGAGGAAGAAAGAGGUCAACGUCUUAUGUUUGGGACUGGACAACAGCGGCAAAACUACCAUCAUCAACCAACUGAAACCGACGAAUAAUUCGAAUCAUUUAGGCCCAUUGUCACAGGAGUGGAAACAUGUUAGUCAGACCCAGGCACAAGAAAUAGUCCCAACAAUUGGCUUCAACAUUGAAAAGUUCAAGAGUUCAAGCCUGUCCUUUACAGUCUUUGAUAUGUCUGGGCAGAGCAGAUACAGAAACCUAUGGGAGCAUUAUUACAAAGAAAGCCAUGCCAUCAUAUUUGUCAUUGACAGCGGUGACAAACUGAGAAUGGUUGUUGCCAAAGAGGAGUUAGAUACUCUUCUCAAGCAUGAAGAUAUCAGCAGCAAAAAGAUACCAGUGUUGUUCUUUGCUAACAAGAUGGAUCUGCAGGAUGCCAUGUCUACUGUCAAGGUCUCACAGAUGUUGUCUUUGGAGAACAUCAAAGACAAACCCUGGCACAUCUGCGCCAGCAAUGCUAUCAAAGGAGAGGGCCUACAGGAGGGGUUGGACUGGCUACAUGAACAAAUUGCACAAUCAUAUCAAAACAGCGACCACAUGAACGACUGAAGCGCCUGUGACGAUGGACAGAGGGAUGUGAUAACUGGAUCUGAUUCGUCACCUGUGUUCAUCACACUUGAUGUUGUAGGCCUUAAAAUUCUAUGUCAAAUAGCCUAGUCCUUUCAUCGCGUGCUACCGACUUUGUUUCUUUAAAAAAAAAAUCCUGCUAAUAGUAUUAUUUGUAUAUGACUACUCUAUAAAGUGAUUAUUUAAAGCUCCCAGUAAGUUAGCCAUGUGAUACAUCGUUAUGAACACAAAUGUGAAAACACUACAAAGCCCCACAAGUUCUGAAAAAUUAUAUUUUUUUAUCUUGUUUGGACAAGAUAAAAAAAUAUUAUCUAUAUAUAUCUUUUUGAGACUUUGGGGGCUCCAUAACAUGCAGCUCGAACAACCUACUCUAACCUGAAAAUAUCCUUAACACUGCUCUGCGCACAGUAACGUUUAAACAUUUUUAUUUUAACCUGCUUCUUUUUUAUUCCACUGUAUGUCACGUUAUAUUCAUUUUGUGGGGAAAAUUCUGUCAAUGCUGAUUGUUGUAAUACCUGGAAGGUAAUAAAAAGCUUGUUAUUUGCUGAGUGCGUGCUGUGUUUGUGUUUUUGUAAGAGGUCAGCCACAAAAUA
Messenger RNA from Thunnus maccoyii (southern bluefin tuna), 2061 nucleotides. Its product is annotated as ADP-ribosylation factor-like protein 6. Lineage: Eukaryota; Metazoa; Chordata; Actinopteri; Scombriformes; Scombridae. The record is from RefSeq and is a predicted model, not a curated record. Gene Ontology annotation, molecular function: GTP binding; GTPase activity. Gene Ontology annotation, biological process: protein localization to cilium; cilium assembly; vesicle-mediated transport. Gene Ontology annotation, cellular component: axoneme; cytoplasm. Bases 818 to 1450 code for a protein of 210 amino acids. The transcript is spliced from 9 exons.